AUGAAAGGGAACGCCCCCUGGACAGCCGAGGAGAACGACCGGCUAAGGGAGGCCGCCAGGAGGCACUCCCUCAAGCACUGGAAGCAGAUCGCGAGGAGCGUGCCCGGCCGCACUGCCGUGCAGUGCCUCCAACACUACAAGCAUGUCCUCCACCCCGGCAUUGAACGGGGCUCUUGGACCCCCGCGGAGGUAAUGAACCUGGUGGCAAUCCACGGGACAAAGUGGUCCAAGAUCGAGGCCGAGAUGCCGCGGCGUCUCGGGAAGCGAAUACGCGAAAGAUACGUGAAUCACCUGGACCCAAGCUUGAAACGGGGCGAGUGGACCGCGGAAGAGGAGCGCGUGUUGCUGGAGCGGUACGCCGAGAUAGGCCCCAAGUGGUCUCAGAUCUCCAAGCUGAUCCCGGGAAGGAGCUACAACUCCGUCAAGAACCAGUGGUCGGCCAUCAACCGUGGGAGGGGAGUGUCGAACCGCGGCAAGAGCAACGCCGCCAAUGCCAACGGCGACGGCGGCGGCGUCCACGUGCACGCAAACACCGGCGAAGGCGGCGUCGCGGAACACAUGAUCGGAGAGAUUGGCCACGACGGCGGCCUGAUCGGGCUUGACGGGAACAGCUUGGACGGGGUUGGCGGCGGCGGCGGCGGUGGCGGUGGCGGCGGCGGUGGCUUGUUGCCGGCCGCACAGGCGGUGACGAACGGGGACGGGCUCAACGAAAGUACUUGGUUGAGCCUGGGCGGGGGGCCGGUGGGGAACGGGGUCGUCACCGUUACCGGUGCCGAGGUUGACCACCCGGGAGCCGACCUCGUGAUCGAUGCCGGCAGCCGGGAUGACGGCGGGGGCGGCGACGCAGGAGGCGUUGGCGCGGUCGCUGGUGGCAUAGGCGGUGGUGGUGUUGUUGCUGCUGGGCAGCAUCCUGUACCGUGCGGGAGGGCGCCGCAUGACGUGGGGGGGGGUGAAGG
This is a messenger RNA of Ectocarpus sp. CCAP 1310/34, 956 nucleotides long. The record is from the annotation of a GenBank genome assembly. Lineage: Eukaryota; Phaeophyceae; Ectocarpales; Ectocarpaceae.